AUGGACAAUACAACACCCGCUAUUAAUGGAUCAACAGUUGAUAGUGAUCAAAAUGGUUUGAACGAUGUUUCUAGGGUUGAAACGCAAGUCACAAACGAGCAUUCGACAGCACCGAAAACUCACUCGCAUGGACAGAAUACACACAGAUAUACGGAUCUGACCACUAAUCUUGCAAGUAGCACAGUGACACUUAUUAUUCAAAGAUCGAAGCCACUAAUUCUCAAACUACGAAAUCCAAGCCACGCCUGGGGUGGAUUAGGCAGUGCAGUCAAACCUCAAAAUGAUAUCGAAUCGACGAUCAAUUCACUGGGUGAUGAACUAGUUGCUCAUAUCACAGCGACUGUGAACAGUAUUCGGAAUGAAGUCAAAAGUGCUCGUCCCCAACCAGACGAAGAAAACUAUGAGCUGAAAACGGCCGCUUAUCAAGAAUUAGUUAAGUCUAUUACACAUAUCAUGAAUAACUUAACAGCAACCUUGGAUGAUUUCUUCAUCGAAUAUCGCAAACUUAUUGAUCGAUUCUGGGAUCAUAUUCGGAACUGUGCGGACUCAGAUGUACCCGACUCUGUUCAACAAUUUGAAAAUCAAACAGAAAAAAUAUUUCGUGAUGCCGUGACAAAUAAGAUUGAGCCAUUGUUUAAAGCGAUCGAUUCUAAACUUAACCCAUCGGAACAAUCACUGGGGUUUUGUUGA
This is a messenger RNA of Adineta ricciae, 690 nucleotides long. NCBI's taxonomy places the organism in Eukaryota, Metazoa, Rotifera, Eurotatoria, Adinetida, Adinetidae. The record is from the annotation of a GenBank genome assembly.